Molecule: messenger RNA, 2481 nt
Organism: Brugia pahangi
Lineage: Eukaryota; Metazoa; Nematoda; Chromadorea; Rhabditida; Onchocercidae
Source: the annotation of a GenBank genome assembly
AUGUCUAUGAUGGGUCCGUUCGGAUCUAUGCAUAAGAAAACAGUUGAAUUGUUGAUUACUAAAGUUGCUGAUUAUGGACUGCCUUCACUUGCGAACAAUGCUGAUUUACAAAGUGGUAAAGAAUUGGAGGACUUCGAAGUACUAGAUCCGAAUCUAAGUGCAGAUUUACUUUACAGUUACUUGUCGGAUUUGUACAUCGCUGAGAAGGAAAACAUUUCGAGUGGUAUUAUCGAAGAGAAUGCUGAAAUUGGUUUGCUGCACAUCUGUAAGGAAAGUAUAGAUCUGGUGAAAGAACGCUAUGAUAAGUGCAUUGAGUUGGUGGAUAAGUUACGAAGUAAUUAUGAAAUUGUCACUGAACGAACCUCUUCAUUACACAAUGCAUGUGAUCGGAUGAUGGCACACCAAACGCAGAUUGCUGCUGGAGCUGAACAGAUUUGUGCCAAUCUUUAUUAUUAUACUCAAUACGACUCUAUCAUGAAAAAAUUAAGCACUGGAAAAUUUUCGAUAACGGGACAAGUAUUUACACAGAUUUUAUCGACAAUCGAUGAAUGUUUGAGAUUUUUGAAUAACCAUAUUCAUUACAAGGAUUCCAGAAUUUAUAUUACGAAAUAUGAACAGUGUUUGUCAAAAGCAAUGACAGUGAUAAGAAUGGGUGUUAUGGCCGAUCUGGAAGCAAGCCAUAAUGCCGUGAAGGAUAGGCAUAUAAAGCUAUAUGUCGAAACUCGUCAAAGUGGUUAUACUGAUGACGAUACCUUCGCACUCCUAUAUGGUGUUUUUGCUGCCAGAGCCAAUUCUAUUCGAUCAGCUCUUAAUGUUGCUGAGCAACACUUUCGAGAUAUCACAGAGUUUCAGUUGAUGACAGCUGAUUGCCAGCAAGCUUACUUUAAAAUACGAUAUCAGAUGCUUGAGCCUGUUAUAAAAAAUACUAUUGAAGAACUUAAAAGAACUCAUGAAAGCAGCUCUUGUGCAUUGACUCGAAAUGGUUGUGCUUUUUUACUCCGACUUUGCGACGAUGAAUUUCGACUAUAUAAGCAGUUUUUUACAGUUCGUGACGAUGACGAUAAUGGUUCAAGACCUGCUACAGUAUCAAUCCCAUCAGAUCCGCAUGCAUCAAUUUCGGCCUCAUUCAACUUAGGGACAACAUCGUUCGAUGAUUUUAUCGAGUCACUAUGUCGUGUUUUGUACGAUAUUCUGCGACCUAUUGUUAUACAUAAUCCACAUUUGGAAACCCUAACUGAACUAUGCACGAUUUUGAAAGUUGAAAUGAUUGAAGAACGUUGUGGCCUUAUGCAAUCAGUGAUGUCAGUAAAACGAUUGGCAGGUUAUACGAAUGCUGGUACAUCGUUACCGUUCUACACUGAUGAAUAUAUGAAUCCUCGUAACGGAUUCGUACGUGUUAUGACUGAAUUGUUGGGUGAUAUUGCUGAGCGAAUUGUUUACAGAACUAGUUUGUACGCUCAAUCGGAUAUAGCCGAAUUCAUUCCAUCGAGUGGAGAUUUGGCCUAUCCUGAGAAAUUGGAAAUGAUGAGAAAGAUUGAAAAGGAACACACUUUAGAAAAGAUAUUGUUUUUUCUAGAUGAUAUAAAUGCAACUUCAUCAACAUCUGCAGUCAAUCUUUACUGUUUGUGGUAUCCAACUGUCCGACGUACCGUGCUUUCUCUUUCUAAAUUAUUCAAAUGUUUAGAGCCUUUAGUAUUCCAAAGCAUUGCUCAUGAGCUGCUGACAGCAUGUUGCCAAUCAUUGGAAGAUGCAGCAGAACAGAUUCGGAAUAGCGCUGCGGAAAAAAUUUCGCUCUCUCGUCGAUUCCUGGAUGCCGAAUUAUUUAUCGUGAAACAUUUGCUGAUACUGCGUGAGCAAACAAGUCCGUAUAGGGUCACUAUGCCACCUGGGAGCACGCUUUCUGAUAACAUUCCGCAGCGUGAUUACGUGUUCGACUUUAGCAAAUAUAGAACUUCCGCUUCGCAGCUCUUUCAUGACCGUCACAGAUGGUUUGAGUUGACAUCAAAUAAUGCUUUCCUGGAAUUUUUGUUGCAAGUACCACUGGCAGUUACGGAAGCAGCUGGUGAUAGCCGGCGAAUUAUUGAUAUUCGGUUGAAAGCUCACUGCCAUAACCUGAUAAAUACAACCAGUGAUAUGAUUAUUUUUGAGUUUGCUGAUUAUAUUGCUAAAGCAGAGAAGACAGCAGCAGCUGCUGAUUUUGACCUUGCAAAAAACGAUUUUCUGAAGGCAAGUAGCAUGCAAAAUUUUGCCGGUCAAGCAUAUAAAAAAGUGACCCAUUUAUGGCCUGAGAUCAAAGAAUGUUUCGAUCUUUAUAUUGGUUUCAAAGAAACUGAAAAUAUUUUAUUGCAGCCAAUAAAGAAGAGAAUAAUUGACGUAUUUACACGUGCAGGUACUUUUGUUGAUAAAUUUUACGAUGAUGAACAGAAGCAGAUAGCUAGUCUUCCUACUCAAGACCAUAUAUGGUUGGUAAUGAAUGUUUAA